Molecule: messenger RNA, 2879 nt
Organism: Chanos chanos (milkfish)
Lineage: Eukaryota; Metazoa; Chordata; Actinopteri; Gonorynchiformes; Chanidae
Gene: septin12
Product: septin 12
Exons: 11
Coding region: 180-2699 (839 amino acids)
Molecular function (GO): GTP binding
Source: RefSeq, a predicted model, not a curated record
AGGCUAAUUCCGUGAAAACCGCAACUUUUUUGUUGCAUUUUAAAAGCGCAAGAUUUGCGGGAUAAACUUCGCUUGGCGUUUAAAAGAUCGUUGGCAGGACUUAAACUUUAUUCAGCUCACAAUUUUUCUUGUUGUAAUUAAGAGCCACUAAGGCCGGAACUUUUUUGUGGGCAGUCAGGAUGUCAGGCAUAUCUGUGAAUGACCACCUUGAAGGGAUAUUGUCAGAUUUCGAGGCUCUGAAGAGAUCCUUUGACAUUGACGAUGUGGAUGAGAUCCCCACGUUUUCCCCAACGUCCUCUCUCAACUCGCCCAUUAGUCCCAGCUCUCUCAAGAACAACGAUGGUCAGGGUCCAGCCAAUCACGUCUCACCCACCUAUCGCUCUAGGAUCAGUAUCAGCUCCAGCCCAGCCCAAAGCCCUGUGCUGAAGAACAGGAUGGUCUCCAGUCUCUCUUUCAACCGUGGCACCAUGGGAAAACCGAACAUCAACGCCAACACGGGAAUCAACCGGGCCUCCUCUUUCCAGAACAAAUUCAACCCUAAUGGUUUCUCUUCUUCCUCAGGCCUUGGGAGUGACAAUGACAGCCUCCACAGUUCCUCCUCCAGUCUGGAGUACCAGGCCUCAUCCAAAUUAGGAUACACCAGCCCUCCGCAGAGUCCCAUGGGGGUAGGGGAGUACAAAGCGCAACGUUUGGGUAGCCCUGCCUUGAAGAAGUUCUCCUCACAUGGAAACAUGUUCCAUUCCGAGCUGGAGACCCCCUUGGUCAUUCCCACAGAACCAAUAGGGGUCAGCCAUGGCUCCAUGCCAUCUCUAGACCUUCAGAUGGCAGAGAGUGGAGGGGUAAGGCGGAUGCUCUCACCAGGUGCAAGAUUCACUAAUGCAGGUGUGCCUUGGAAUUCUCCUCCUCAUCGCCCCCAGAACACCAGUCCCUUUGUAAAGGAGCCAUACUGCUCGGUCAACCACCAGUCCCCCAAGCCAAAGGAACCUGCUCGCCUGAACAAGUUUCCCUUGGAUCUGGACAACCUGGUAGUGAAGCCCCAAACAGAGGGUACUUCAGCACCCAAACCACCACCGAGAUUUCACCCAGUGUCGACCAGUCCCAAGGUGUCAGCCAGCCCCUCAGCAUCUAUCAGCAGCUUGGAAAGCACUGACAUGGCCGUGAUCCACAACAACAACAACAACAACAUGGACAAGCGAGAGCCCAUGUCUCCAGGUGCCAUUCCUGUGCCCAGCAUCAGCGAGUCCCCAGUCCCCCUCUCUCCUGCUCAGACCCCUCAACUCAACCUGGUCUCUCAGCCUCAGGUGGUCCAGAUGGCUCCUGCCACACCUCCUUCGCCUGCACAGGUUGGCGUGGUCAAUAAGCCUGAGCAAGAUCCUGCUCAGGCCAAGGAGAGCGUAGGCUCCAUCCUCCAGAGAAUUGCCUCCUUUUCUCGGGUAGAGGUCAAGGCACCUGUAUCAGCCACCGGCCCAGUUAUCCCGCUCAGCAAUGGCUUCAAGAAAGAGUCGCCACCAAUACUACGUAAAGAGCUCAGGAGAGAGGAAGACACAGCACUGGAGCUGGAGCCACCUAUUCAAAUGGAGGAGGAGAAGGAGGUGGAGAGGGAGAAGGAGGUGGAGAGGGAGAUGGAGGUGGAGAGCGAUGUGGAAGUGAAGAAGGAAGUGGAGGUGGAGAAGGAAGUGGAAGUUAAGAUGGAGUCCAGCGACUCCAACACCCCAGGCAUCAUCAAAGGCCAGGACCUCUUUGGCUAUGUGGGCAUCGAGGCAGUCCUGGACCAGAUGAGACGCAAAACCAUGAAAGCCGGAUUUGAGUUCAACAUCAUGGUGGUUGGUCAAAGCGGACUGGGCAAGUCAACGCUGGUGAACACACUUUUCAAGUCCAAGGUCAGCCGGAAGUCCUGCACUCCCAACUACGAAGAGAAGAUCUCCAAAACAGUCAACCUGCAGUCCAUCAGUCACAUUAUUGAAGAGAAAGGAGUGAAGAUGAAGCUGACGGUGAUCGACACGCCUGGAUUCGGAGACCAGAUCAACAACGAGAACUGCUGGGAGCCCAUUGUCAAGUACGUGAAUGAACAGUACGAGAAAUAUCUGAGGGAAGAGCUGCAUGUGAACAGGAAGAGACGCAUCCCUGACACCCGAGUUCAUUGCUGUGUCUACUUCCUGCCGGCCACAGGACACUGGUUACGUCCCAUCGACGUGGAGUUCAUGAAGAGGCUGGGCAAAAUCGUGAGCAUUGUUCCAGUGAUCGCUAAAGCAGACACGCUCACCAUGGAGGAGAGGCUGGAGUUUAAAGAGAGGAUAAGGCACGACCUGCAGGCCAAUGGCAUCAGAGUGUAUCCACAGAGAGAAUACGAGGAGGAUCCAGAGGACCGUAUACUCAAUGACAAGAUCAGGGAAAAUAUCCCAUUUGCAGUGGUUGGCACAGAUAAGGAGCAUCAGGUGAAUGGAAACAAGGUCUUGGGAAGGAAAACCAAAUGGGGAAUCAUUGAAGUUGAAAAUGUUGCGCAUUGUGAGUUCUCCAACCUGAGAGAUCUUCUCAUUAGGUCCCACCUGCAAGAUUUGAAGGACGUCACCCACAACAUCCACUAUGAGAGCUACAGAGUUCGACGGCUAAACGAGAGUAAUGUGAAUGGACUGGCUCUUUCCCCUUUGACCCUGGAGAACGGUACCUCAGAGAAGAGCGAGACAGAGAGUCACCUCUGAAGGUCGCAGGUCGUGGGAAACGUGCCCGCGGCACAGGUUUCGUUUUGCUCUUAGGCCCCGUCUCAUCCCCGGCUACGGAAACCAGAACGCCGCCCAGAAAACAGGAGGAAAGAACAUUUUUGCCAAGAAACCUCCAGACAACGCAGCUUUGGAACAUCUAAAACGUUUGUCAAAAGACAU